AUGAACUUCUUCAUUUGCAACAAACGUAAAAACUGCAUCGUAACCAUCAUCGCAGACAUGAAGGGUUUUCACCUGUCUCUGUUGCAAGCCUUUCUCGCAGCCGGGUCUGUUCAUAGCUCGACCGUUGACCAAUGUGAAUCAUUGGCAAGCAGGUUAAAUCUCCCGAGUACAACAGUUUACGAGACGAGUUUCAUUUCAGCAGGAACCAAUAUAUCGUUGCCCAACAACCAUCCAUCAUGCGCCAUUCCAUUUCAGGUUUCCGACGUUGACAUCUGCCGCGUUGUUUUCCUCACCACCACUGGACCGAUGAGCAACGUAUCUCUUGAAGCGUGGCUCCCAUUAGAAUGGAGUGGGCGAUUCCUGGGUACCGGAAAUGGCGGCAUGAACGGCUGUAUCAAAUACGGCGACCUGAAUUACGGCGCAUCGCAUCAAUUUGCUACCAUUGGCACUAACAAUGGCCAUGACGGUAUUUCUGGUUCGCCAUUCUACAAAAACCCUGGAGUCAUUGAGGAUUACGCCUACCGUUCUGUGCACCUCGAGGCUGAACUGGGCAAAGCGAUCGUUGAGGAAUUCUAUGGAAAGAAGCAUACAAAGGCUUACUACCUCGGAUGCUCCACGGGAGGCAGACAGGGCUUCAAGGAGGCUCAAACCUUUCCAGAGGACUUUGAUGGCAUCGUCGCUGGCGCCCCAGCAUUCGACCUCAUCGCACUCAUGUACUGGACAGGCCAGCUUUUUGUCAAGACCGGGACUAACACAGACUCGAGAUUCCUUUCCGCUGCCCAGUGGGAGCUGGUUAAUGCAGACAUCUUGAGACAGUGCGACGGAUUGGAUGGCCUUGUGGAUGGAAUUCUUGAAGAUCCAAGUCUUUGUCAAUAUCGGCCCGAAGGGCUCAUUUGCUCUGAUGGUGCAACUGGGACCUGUUUGAGCGGAGAGCAGGCUGCUACAGUUCGGGCUAUGUUCUCUCCAGUCUACGGCUUGGAAGGCCAAUUCAUAUACCCUCGACUACAACCUGGAUCGAACGCAACAGACCGACUACUUAAUGGUCAACCUCACCAAUAUCCCUUGGACUGGUGGCGGUACGUUGUCUACAACGACACUGAUUGGGAUCUUUCGACACUAAGCCCGCAAGACUAUGUGGUGGCUUCGCAGCAAGACCCAUGGAACGUUUCGACCUGGGAAGGUGAUCUGUCCGCGGCAAAACAAAGCGGUGUGAAGAUUUUGCACUAUCACGGCUUGCAAGACAACGCGAUCAGCAGUGACAAUUCAGAGAGAUACUACAACCAUGUGUCGCGAACCAUGAGCCUUUCGUCUACAGAUCUCGAUGAGUUUUACCGUUACUUUCGGAUUUCUGGCAUGGCGCACUGCCGUGGUGGUACGGGCGCCAGCAUGAUUGGUGGCAAUCCGGAGACGCUGGCGUCAUAUGAUCCGGAUUCCAAUGUGUUGUCAGCUAUUGUUCGGUGGGUUGAGGAAGGCAUUCCGCCCGAUUACAUCCUUGGUAGUCGGUUGACGGCAAAUGGGGAGGUCGACCUGCAGAGAAAGCACUGUAAGUAUCCUGCUCGAAACGUGUUCAAGGGCCACGGAGAUCCUGCGAAGCCCGAUAGCUGGGAAUGUGUCUAA
Messenger RNA from Colletotrichum truncatum, 1617 nucleotides. RefSeq names its product tannase and feruloyl esterase. The record is from RefSeq and is a predicted model, not a curated record. Lineage: Eukaryota; Fungi; Ascomycota; Sordariomycetes; Glomerellales; Glomerellaceae.